This is a messenger RNA of Solea senegalensis (Senegalese sole), 1122 nucleotides long. RefSeq names its product relaxin-3-like. Gene Ontology annotation, molecular function: hormone activity. NCBI's taxonomy places the organism in Eukaryota, Metazoa, Chordata, Actinopteri, Pleuronectiformes, Soleidae. The transcript is spliced from 2 exons. The coding region runs from base 431 to 886 and encodes 151 amino acids. The record is from RefSeq and is a predicted model, not a curated record. Gene Ontology annotation, cellular component: extracellular region.
AUUUUAAAACUAAUGAAAAAUCUAACCUUGGUGUGUGUGUAAGUGAAUGUAUACAACGUUGCUAUUCUUGGGGGGUGAAUGGAUUAUAAUCUCCAUCCAGUGCGGAGCAGAUAGCAAGACAGAGAUUAUGCUGGUGACAUACAGAACAACACAACUGAUGUAGCACGGACAGAAAGGCCAUCAAAAGGCCACAUGUGAUUAGAUAGCCAAGUCACCCCUGGCAUCAUUCACUUCUUAAUCAAAACCUGUUCCCUCCAUGUUCAUUGUUUCUCCUAAAGGUCUCCAUCUUAUCUGUGGUCGUGGCAAAGAGUAGAGGUGAGUUGAGGUCCUUCUCUGAGGCCUAUAUAAGCAGUUUCAAAAUGAAACACAAAUCACAGAGACAGCAAUUUCCAGGCUUUGAGGAGGUCUUCAGCAUAUUUUAACUCUCGCCAUGUGGAAGACAGCCCUCUUGACCGUAGGCUUAUUGGUCGCUCUUGUCACCAGGGUGCACUCCAAUGACGGCCAUCCUGCUUUCUAUGGAGUGAAGCUGUGUGGCAGAGAGUUCAUACGAGCCGUUAUCUUUACCUGCGGUGGUUCUCGCUGGAGGAGAAGCUUAGGCGACCCAGCUCUCAUUGAAGAAGAAGCCUUUGACCCAUGGAACACAAAUCCCAUGUCUCAACAAUCCAGUGACCAGGAUCCCGCAGGGUCCAAAUCAUGGAAAGAUCCAACAUUGGACGUGGUACCUUUGGCUCCAGGAUAUGGCCACUCAGUUCACCUGCCUGUCUCAGAGGGAGUGCUGGAGGUGCUACGGAGUGCAGAUCGAAAAGGACGGGAUGCGGUGGUCGGACUGUCCAACGCCUGCUGCAAGUGGGGCUGUAGCAAGAGUGAAAUCAGCUCUCUGUGUUGAAGCUUGCUUCUUGUGAUUGUGUCUUGUCCUGUCGCUAAUGUAGAGCUCUUCUCUUUUGUGUUUGCUCCAGUUCUUCAUGCUUAGAAUCCUUAUGAUUACAAUUCUGAUCCAACUAACUGUAGAUGUGUUAUGUAUGGAUGUAAGACUGUAAAUGUAAUGUGUACACAGUUUUGUAUGGUGAUUAUCACAGAUUAAUAGGCAUAUUUAAUAAAGCUUUGUGUUGGUGUUAUUACAAA